Molecule: messenger RNA, 1128 nt
Organism: Scophthalmus maximus (turbot)
Lineage: Eukaryota; Metazoa; Chordata; Actinopteri; Pleuronectiformes; Scophthalmidae
Gene: snx10b
Product: sorting nexin 10b
Exons: 6
Coding region: 127-813 (228 amino acids)
Biological process (GO): intracellular protein transport
Molecular function (GO): phosphatidylinositol binding
Source: RefSeq, a predicted model, not a curated record
UUCAUGACUUUAUUUUGAAACCUUUGCCCCUGGACAAUACAGCUGGAAAUAAAAGGCCCGGGCACAAUGCUGAGCUGAGCACUAUCUGGCCGACUUUGAGCUACUGACACUCAAACUUUAUGAAUUAUGAGAGAAGAAACUGAGGACUUUGGGAAUCAGCAGGUCGUCUGUGUCUGGGUGCGAGACCCACGGAUACAAAAGAAUGACUUUUGGCAUGCCUACGUGGACUAUGAAAUCUGUUUGCAUACCGACAGCGUGUGCUUCACCAAGAAGAUGUCGAGCGUGAGGAGGAGGUACAGUGAGUUUGUGUGGCUCAGGCAAAAGCUCCAAGCAAAUUCCCUGCUAAUGGCACAGCUACCAGAGCUGCCCCCGAAGAAUCCCUUCUUCAGCAUGAACAACGCUCAGCAGAUCUCUGAGAGGAUGAGCGGGCUCCAGGAGUUUUUGAAACAGAUCCUCCAGAGUCCUCUGGUGCUGUCCGACAGCUGCAUGCACCUUUUCCUGCAAUCGGAUCUCAGCGUGUCCAAGAUAGAGGCCUGCGCUGCUGGAAGGACCCGCUUCUCUGUGACCCAGGCGGUCCGGCGCUGCGGCCUGAGGAGAUUCCACUCUGAAGAGGAUCUGCAGAAGGUCCUGGGCAUGUGCUGCGACUCCGACUCCGACAGGAUAUUUUAUCUUUGCUGUUCCAGCUCAGAGUGCAGAGAUCCGGAGCCUCAGAUUAAGGAUACGGAAAUAAACAAAGCGGAGAGCACAGCUCCACUUGAUCUCAUGGGUCCCGGCCAGGAGGAAACAGUCUGCUGCUCAUCUGGUUCUACGUGAAAACGGCACCCUCGUACUUUUGGAACCAGGGAAGAGGAAGGUUGACUGUUGCCCCCCAUCAUACUGCACUUUUGGCCACGUACUUUCUCCUUAUUGUUAUGUUCUGAUCGAGCCACCUCUGUUUGAAACAUGUACAGUGAAUUGUGACAGGAUGUACCUCUCCAUAAAGAGCUGUUUUUCCUGUAUGUUCUGUCUGCACAGCUAUGAAGUGGUAGCAGCAAUUUGCCUGAAGAUGGCAGUGUUGCUACAUCCAUCUGCUUGUAUCUGCUGGAACUGUCUAUAUUUACUUCAUAAACAAACUUGUCACAAGCCUGA